Molecule: messenger RNA, 126 nt
Organism: Protopolystoma xenopodis
Lineage: Eukaryota; Metazoa; Platyhelminthes; Monogenea; Polystomatidea; Polystomatidae
Source: the annotation of a GenBank genome assembly
AUGUCUGUCACGGCCGCCAAGCAAGAAGCUGCUAUCGCAGGGAUGAUGCUACGACUUGAACAGGAGAAAAAGGCUCAACUCGAAGAGAAUCGUGCCAAGAGGCUCCUAGAAGCGCAGGUAUUGUAG